AUGCAACGAGCUCUGCAAGAAGCUGUGGAUCAUGCUGAUGACACCCUCGAAAGUGUGCGACGGCAACCCCCAAGGAGCAGGCCCUCACCUAGUGGGGAAAAAACUCUCCAUGAAAAGCUGUAUGACAUUUACCUUGAGGAAUGUGAAAAAGAGCCUGUAGUGCCAGGACUUAGAAGCAAUGUUAGCCUGCUGGAGAAGCUGGUUAGAAGAGAGUCGUUGCCAUGCUUAGUAGUCAACCUCUACCCAGAAGAGGAGGGCUAUUCUCUGAUGCUCAAGGACAAAACCGGCUCCCUGUCAGAGGCCUUUCAAGUGACUUGUGUAAAAGAGAGGCUGCUUGAAUACUUGGAUGCAAAAGAAUUACCUCCGGCUCUGAUUGAUGUUCUCGAAAAGUCUCCCGUGAAUGUUUUCCAACAAGGUUGUGUCAUAGCAGAAGUCCGUGACUACAGGCUGUCCAGUAGCACCGAACCUGCUGGAUACCAGAGUCAGUAUACUCUCUUGCGUCCAACGAUGCAGACUCUAGCAUAUGAUGUGGCGACCAUGACAAGCGGUAACUCUGAGUGCACUCAGGAAGAAAAACUUGAGCUUGAGAGCCAACUGAUCUUAGCUACUGCAGAACCACUGUGUCUGGAUCCUAGUGUUUCUGUUACUCUCAUGUCCAAUAGGCUGCUGUAUAAUGAACAGAAGAUGAAAACUGACUCCAUAAGACGGUCCUCCAAGAGGCAUGCGUGGCCCUCUCUGGAUCAGCAGGAAGAACCACCUGAGUGUUCGUUUUCCCCUGACCUCACAACAAUGCCUCCUUGCAAAAAACAAGCAGAGAACUUAGCAGGUGACCCAUGUGACUUUAAGACUGCUGAAGAUGAUGAGUAUGUAAAAGUAUGCAAGCAAUCACCACAUGAAUUAGCUGACUCUUUGGAGAUAGAUAUGAAGAAAUAUGCUGAAGAAAAGCCGGCUACCCAAUGUGAUGACUUUGAACCUACUCUUGCAUCAGCUCCUGAGGUAAAAUACAGUUAUGCACUUGAGUGUGAAGAUGACAGUCAGCCAUCCAAAAUACAGCCUGAGUGUGAAGAUAGCAGCCAAUCAUGGGAAACAGAGAUGAAUACCAUCUUGUCACUUCAUGAGGAACUUUUCUUAGCUGAAAUAGACUCACCCAUUGAAGAUGGUUAUGAUAUCCAGAUGUGUCACCUUCCCAGCUACCUAAGUGAUUGUUCAGAUGGUUCCAAAACUGGAGCAAAGACUGAGUCUGGGAAAAUAGUUGAUGUGUUCCAAGAGUCUAUCCAGAGCAAGGCUGAGUGUACAGGCACUAUGCCAGAGGAGUCAAGUGGCUCAGCCAGUCAUGGUCUGCCCUCUGUAACCACCAAUUUAGUGCAAUACUCAGUCACUGAGAAGGAAGACAAAACUCCUGUUCUACCAGUCACCCUUCCCUCCAGCUCAAGACAGGGAUUGUCAGUUACCACAGAUCCCACAUCACAGGUCAGCAUACCUAGAAAGCCCUCACAGCUCGCUCCUGCUCCUCUUGAGCCAGCUGGUCAGGUUCAGCAGUCCUAUAAAGUGGUAGACAUGGUUGACACACUUCUUCCAACUGCCCAGCCCUCUGCUAGCUUGUCAGAAUGCUUAACCACCCCGGAUACCUCCAGCAUCACAGGUGUGAAUGUCAUCAGUGUGCCUCCAGGAGCUCCUCCUCCAGAGAAUUAUUCAACCCAAGUCCUGGACCCUAUUGAUAGUCAACUUCCCAGUGCACACCCUGAGGCAGCACAGCAGAUUUCUGUCCAGUCAUUUGAAGGUAAUUCUUUAGGUUCCAUGAGUGUGAAGCUUCCAUCUAGUUCCACUGUUUUAGGCUCACAGCAGCAGCCACAACUGCUACAUGUGUUGGUUGCAAAAGAAUCCUCUCAGACACCCGGGGAUCCUCUUCCACAGCCAGCUCCACCCACUCCAGCUCAAGGGCAGAGCAGUCAGCAGAGGGCUUUGCCAGCUCAGCAAGCUUGUUCCGUUAACUUUGCUGGAGCCAGAGAGUUUGAGGAGCCCCAAGCAGCUGAGGUAUGUCAGGUUGUCUCUACCCAGCCAACUCCUGAGCAGAACGUUCCCCAACAGAGCUUCCAGCUCUCUGAUGCCCUGACGCAGCAGCUGCCUGGUCAGUCCCAGAAUGUGCAGCUGACAGAUGUGCCUCUCACAGUAUCAGUAGCCACAGAGGCCACUCAGCCCAAUCAGCAAGGCAGUCUAGACAGUCAAGAGGUAAAGGGAAAGGAGACACUUCAACCUCCUUCAAAGUCUGACUCUUGA
Jaculus jaculus (lesser Egyptian jerboa) is the source of this 2277-nucleotide messenger RNA. RefSeq names its product transcription factor SPT20 homolog. Gene Ontology annotation, cellular component: SAGA complex. Gene Ontology annotation, biological process: regulation of transcription by RNA polymerase II. The transcript has a single exon. NCBI's taxonomy places the organism in Eukaryota, Metazoa, Chordata, Mammalia, Rodentia, Dipodidae. The coding region runs from base 1 to 2277 and encodes 758 amino acids. The record is from RefSeq and is a predicted model, not a curated record. Gene Ontology annotation, molecular function: transcription coregulator activity.